Molecule: messenger RNA, 2775 nt
Organism: Arvicanthis niloticus (Nile rat)
Lineage: Eukaryota; Metazoa; Chordata; Mammalia; Rodentia; Muridae
Gene: Grik3
Product: glutamate ionotropic receptor kainate type subunit 3
Biological process (GO): monoatomic ion transport
Cellular component (GO): membrane
Molecular function (GO): signaling receptor activity; ligand-gated monoatomic ion channel activity
Source: RefSeq, a predicted model, not a curated record
CGGUGGCGCCCAACGAUGACCGCUCCCUGGCGGCGCCUCCGGAGUCUGGUUUGGGAAUAUUGGGCCGGGUUCCUCGUGUGCGCCUUCUGGAUCCCAGACUCGCGCGGGAUGCCCCACGUCAUCCGGAUCGGAGGAAUCUUUGAGUAUGCGGACGGUCCCAACGCCCAGGUCAUGAGCGCUGAGGAGCACGCCUUCCGAUUUUCAGCUAAUAUCAUCAACAGGAACAGGACUCUGCUGCCCAACACGACUCUGACUUACGACAUUCAGAGGAUUCACUUCCAUGACAGUUUUGAGGCCACCAAGAAGGCCUGUGACCAGUUGGCGCUGGGUGUUGUAGCCAUCUUUGGGCCGUCACAGGGCUCCUGUACCAAUGCAGUCCAGUCCAUCUGCAACGCCUUGGAGGUACCCCACAUCCAACUGCGCUGGAAACACCACCCCCUGGACAACAAGGAUACCUUCUACGUGAACCUCUACCCUGACUACGCCUCGCUCAGCCACGCCAUCCUCGACUUGGUCCAGUCCCUCAAGUGGCGGUCAGCCACUGUGGUCUAUGAUGACAGUACAGGUCUCAUCCGGCUGCAGGAACUCAUCAUGGCCCCAUCUAGGUACAACAUCCGCCUGAAGAUUCGCCAGCUCCCCAUCGACUCGGAUGACUCACGCCCCUUGCUCAAAGAGAUGAAGCGGGGCCGGGAGUUCCGUAUCAUCUUUGACUGCAGCCACACCAUGGCAGCCCAGAUCCUCAAGCAGGCCAUGGCCAUGGGCAUGAUGACAGAAUAUUACCACUUCAUCUUCACCACUCUGGAUCUCUACGCACUGGACCUGGAGCCCUACCGCUACUCUGGAGUAAACCUGACUGGGUUCCGCAUACUCAACGUGGACAACCCCCAUGUCUCAGCCAUUGUGGAGAAGUGGUCCAUGGAGCGGCUGCAGGCAGCUCCCCGGGCAGAGUCGGGCCUGUUGGAUGGUGUGAUGAUGACCGACGCAGCCCUGCUCUACGAUGCGGUCCACAUUGUAUCAGUGUGCUACCAGAGAGCGCCGCAGAUGACCGUGAACUCCCUGCAGUGCCAUCGGCACAAGGCCUGGCGCUUUGGCGGUCGCUUCAUGAACUUCAUCAAGGAGGCUCAAUGGGAAGGAUUAACUGGACGGAUUGUUUUCAACAAAACCAGUGGCUUGCGGACUGAUUUUGAUCUGGACAUCAUCAGCCUGAAGGAGGAUGGCCUCGAGAAGGUUGGAGUGUGGAGUCCAGCUGAUGGUCUCAAUAUCACUGAAGUUGCCAAAGGCCGAGGUCCUAAUGUCACUGACUCUCUGACCAAUAGAUCACUCAUCGUCACCACUGUGCUGGAGGAACCUUUUGUCAUGUUCCGAAAGUCUGAUAGGACCCUUUAUGGCAAUGACCGGUUUGAGGGCUACUGCAUCGACUUGCUCAAGGAGCUGGCGCACAUCCUGGGCUUCUCCUACGAGAUCCGGCUGGUGGAAGACGGCAAGUACGGGGCCCAGGACGACAAGGGCCAGUGGAACGGCAUGGUGAAGGAGCUUAUUGACCACAAAGCAGAUCUGGCUGUGGCUCCCCUGACCAUCACCCAUGUUCGAGAGAAGGCCAUUGACUUCUCUAAGCCUUUUAUGACCCUUGGAGUAAGCAUCUUAUAUCGCAAGCCCAAUGGCACCAACCCCAGUGUCUUCUCCUUCCUCAACCCCCUUUCCCCAGACAUCUGGAUGUACGUGCUCCUUGCCUACCUGGGUGUCAGCUGUGUCCUCUUCGUCAUUGCCAGAUUCAGCCCUUACGAGUGGUAUGAUGCCCACCCCUGCAACCCCGGCUCUGAGGUGGUGGAGAAUAACUUCACGCUGCUCAACAGCUUCUGGUUUGGAAUGGGCUCCCUGAUGCAACAAGGAUCUGAACUGAUGCCCAAGGCUCUGUCUACCCGCAUCAUUGGCGGCAUCUGGUGGUUUUUCACCCUCAUUAUCAUCUCCUCCUACACGGCCAACCUGGCUGCCUUCCUGACUGUGGAGCGCAUGGAGUCACCCAUCGACUCCGCUGAUGACCUGGCCAAGCAGACCAAAAUAGAGUAUGGUGCUGUCAAGGAUGGGGCCACCAUGACCUUCUUCAAGAAAUCCAAGAUCUCUACCUUUGAGAAGAUGUGGGCCUUCAUGAGUAGCAAGCCCUCAGCUCUGGUGAAGAACAACGAGGAGGGCAUCCAGCGGACACUCACAGCCGACUACGCUCUGCUCAUGGAGUCCACUACCAUAGAGUACAUCACACAAAGGAACUGCAACCUCACCCAGAUCGGUGGCCUCAUCGACUCCAAGGGCUAUGGCAUCGGCACACCCAUGGGCUCCCCCUACCGGGACAAAAUCACCAUCGCCAUUCUGCAGCUGCAGGAGGAGGACAAGCUGCACAUCAUGAAGGAGAAGUGGUGGCGGGGUAGCGGCUGCCCCGAGGAGGAGAACAAGGAGGCCAGCGCACUGGGCAUCCAGAAGAUCGGCGGCAUCUUCAUCGUCCUGGCUGCCGGCUUAGUCCUGUCCGUGCUGGUGGCAGUGGGCGAGUUUAUAUACAAACUCCGCAAGACAGCGGAGCGGGAGCAGCGCUCCUUCUGCAGCACAGUGGCCGACGAGAUCCGCUUCUCCCUCACCUGCCAACGGCGUCUCAAGCACAAGCCACAGCCUCCUAUGAUGGUCAAGACGGAUGCGGUUAUCAACAUGCACACCUUUAAUGACCGAAGGCUUCCAGGCAAGGACAGCAUGAGCUGCAGCACCUCGCUAGCCCCUGUCUUCCCCUAG